UAACAUAACCUUCAAGUUUACUAUCCUUGUCUCUCACUCGACAAUUUUGAAACAAAAACAAAUCCAUCCUUCCAAUCGUGGUACACUUCCAAUUCCCAUGUCGUACUACUUUAAUUAUAAACAAUUAUUAUUUUUAUUCAAUGUUUUAAGUAAGUAAUCCCAUCCUAAAAUUGAUAGUCAAUAUGGACAAUGACCACGACGUUAAAAAAACAUCAUCUGGAGAUAACCUAACAACAAAUAACCAGACAGUAGAUAUGGCUAAUAGUAACGAGAAAGGCAAUAAUCAGAAUGUCGAUUCCGAAUACGAAUCAAUCUAUGAUUCUAGCAACGAUCAAGAUGAUGAAAACGUGCACGAGGAGGAAGGCUUCGAAAGCGAAGGCAGCGUAGGGUUAGAAAGGGAAGAAGGCGAUGGACAGGAAAGUGUUGCAAAUAAAAAAGUCGACGACGAUGAAGACAAAAAGAAUCCACAGUACAUACCUAAGAGGGGUACGUUUUAUGAACAUGACGAUCGUACGAUGGAAGAGAGUAACGAAAAUCGAGAAGAAGAGGAGAAAGUUGAAAAGCAAAAUAAAAAAAUUGUAUGGGUUGAGAAGAAGGAACGGUGGUCACACGAUCGAUAUAAUGAUAAUGAACAGGCUCCGAAAUCUCGAUCUGAAUUGGUGGCAAUUUACGGUUAUGAUAUACGAAAUGAGGAUGGGCCUCCGAAGGCUAGGAGGCGUAGAAGAUAUGGGCGAGGACCAAAUAAGUACACCAGGACGUGGGAGGACGAGGACGCUUAUAAAGCCACAAAGCCUGUAAAACCAAUCAAAACUAAAAGCAAAAAUAGGGAAGAAUAUCCACCAUUAAGCGAAAAUAAUGAAGAGAAGAGACAAUCUAAUAUUACAGAAUCUUCCUUUCAAUCAACUGAAAGACAUGAUUCCAAUAAUGAAGAACUGGAACCGCCAACAGAAAAUCCUAAACCUUCACAAACACAACCUGACCAAAAUGUUUCAUCUAGUGAUCAAACUAAAGUGACACCCCCAAAUCAAAGAGCUGGAACUGGCCGGGUAAAAACUAAAUCAGAAAUUCAGCGCAAAGAUUACAGGGGUUUCACAAAGUCGCGUGAAUUUAGCAAUUCCAAUUCCAAAUCGGAGCAGGCAGUAUCAAGAGCACCAAAAGUUGAGCCUCGCCAAGACUAUAAAGCCAACGAAAUGGAAAAUUUGGAACAAGAUAUGAACCAAAUAAAUAUUCAAGAUCAUGCUUCCAAGAUGUCUAACAAGCAGCAGAGUAAUCAUCGCCAAAAUAAUGUACCUCCUCGGUUGCAAGCAGAACAGAAAGGUUCCUCGAAACGUUAUAGUUCUUUACGUCAACGUUCAUUGCCAGAAACGGCUACUCCCAAUUAUAGUCAAGCAGCAAAUUAUUAUCCUAAUGAAUACACUGGUACUACACCUACAGCUCCCCCUCCAUCUCUAUUACCUCAACCCACCACAUUGCACGCACCUACUCAAGUGACUCAAAUACCCCCACCUCCUUUAGCUACACUACCUCAACCCGUUUCCGUAACCUCAAAUCCAAUUUUGCAAGCACCUCCUCCAUUUGCAACUACAUUUCCACAACCGGCAGCUCCAUUUUUAUCACCACCCGUCGCUACUCCGCCAUUUUUGCCUCAGCAAGCGCCACCUUUAAUCAAUUAUGUUCAAAGUCAAGCCCAGUUUCCUCCGCAAGCGGCUCCUUACCAAGGGUAUCAACAGUUUAACGCAGUGAACACAGCUGAUUUAUAUCAAUGCCAAGGAGGAACCACGUAUUAUUCCACACAAGGUCAACAGUUAGGUCAAAGGAUGGUGCCGCAGAAGCGUCCUAAAGCUGCGAUUCCAAUUGUAGCACCUCCCAUACCUGAACCCAGAGGGCGGGGUAGAUCGAUCAAUAAUCAUAUGGAAUCCCCACCCCUUUUAGAAAGUACAGUUUGCGAAACUAUAAUAAGUGAAAAUUGUAAUUAUGAGGAUAUUGUGUAUGUUCAACAAUGAACAUAUAUACAAUAUGGACACCUAAAUAUUUAAUAUUCUUUCUAUUUUAACAUUUAUUUAUUCAUUUUGAUAAUUAUUAAUUAAUCCAUCUAUAUGCAAGAUAUAGAAAAUGUUUCAUACUUAAAACAGUUAAGUACCACAUCCCGAAUCUGUAAUGAAUUUUUUUUUAUGCGGUGGUUUAAAUGUUUUAACGAUUUUUAUUUCUUUUUGUUAAACAAUAAUUGGGUUGCAAUACAUUAUAAUAUAUGUUAUUUUUCUGUUA
Molecule: messenger RNA, 2265 nt
Organism: Photinus pyralis (common eastern firefly)
Lineage: Eukaryota; Metazoa; Arthropoda; Insecta; Coleoptera; Lampyridae
Gene: btz
Product: protein CASC3
Exons: 7
Coding region: 183-2003 (606 amino acids)
Biological process (GO): mRNA processing
Cellular component (GO): exon-exon junction complex
Molecular function (GO): mRNA binding
Source: RefSeq, a predicted model, not a curated record